GCCAUGGCGUGCAGGGCGCUGAGCGGCCGGGCCGGGCCACCCUCCCCCAGGCUGACGCGCCGCUUCCUCUUCAUCUUCACGCUGUCCCUGUCCGGCACCUACCUGUGCUACAGCCUCCUGCGCUGCGCCGGGGGGCCCCUGCCCGGCCCCGAGCGCCGCUGCCUCCCCGCCCGCAGCGCCGGCGCCAAGAAACUUCUGCAGAAGUCCCGCUCCUGCGGCCGGGAGCCCGGCGAGCCGGGGGGCGCGGCCAGCCCCUGGGGGCGCACCCGGAGCGGCGAGCCGGCGUGGGGCGGCCCCCGGGGCGCGGGCCAGGAGGCGCCGCCGGCGGGGAACGGCUCCGGCCCCGCCAAGCUGGGCAGCAAGCGGCUCCCGCAAGCCCUCAUCGUGGGGGUGAAGAAGGGCGGCACCCGCGCCGUGCUGGAGUUUAUCCGGGUGCACCCCGAGGUGCGCGCCGUGGGCACCGAGCCCCACUUCUUCGACCGGCACUACGAGCGCGGGCUGGAGUGGUACAGAAGCUUGAUGCCCAGGACGCUCAGCAGCCAAAUCACAAUGGAAAAGACACCCAGUUACUUUGUCACCAAGGAGGCCCCACGGCGGAUCUUCAACAUGUCCAGAGACACCAAGCUGAUCGUGGUGGUGCGGAACCCGGUCACCAGGGCCAUCUCGGACUACACGCAGACGCUCUCCAAGAAGCCCGACAUCCCCACCUUCGAAGGGCUGUCCUUCCAGAACCGCAGCCUGGGGCUGGUGGACACCUCGUGGAACGCCAUCCGCAUCGGGAUGUACGUGGUGCACCUGCAGAACUGGCUCCAGUACUUCCCCCUCUCCCAGAUCCACUUUGUCAGUGGGGAAAAGCUGAUUACAGACCCGGCCGGGGAGAUGGGCAAAGUGCAGGACUUCCUGGGCAUCAAGCGUGUGAUCACGGACAAGCACUUCUACUUCAACAAGACAAAAGGGUUUCCUUGCCUGAAAAAAACAGAGAGCAGCACUUUACCACGCUGCCUGGGCAAGUCCAAAGGGAGAACUCAUGUGCAGAUAGACCCUGAGGUGAUAGAGCAGCUCCGGGACUUUUAUAGACCAUAUAAUAUUAAAUUCUAUGAAACCGUUGGGCAGGACUUCAGGUGGGAAUAA
This is a messenger RNA of Emys orbicularis (European pond turtle), 1131 nucleotides long. It is a transcript of the gene HS3ST2, whose product is annotated as heparan sulfate-glucosamine 3-sulfotransferase 2. Gene Ontology annotation, molecular function: [heparan sulfate]-glucosamine 3-sulfotransferase activity. The coding region runs from base 4 to 1131 and encodes 375 amino acids. The transcript has 2 exons. NCBI's taxonomy places the organism in Eukaryota, Metazoa, Chordata, Testudines, Emydidae. The record is from RefSeq and is a predicted model, not a curated record.